AUGUCACCGUCUUCAGCAGGGAUCGUUGCAGGCUUUUCUGUCUCUUCUCACGCUGGUGCCCGACUCUCCGCAUCGUCACCGCGAGAAUCGCCGUUGAGUUCGUCCUUGUCGCUGGGUCCAGAACGCCUUGCCCAGCCAUCUAGACUCGCCUGGUUGAUCCAUCUCCAGACGAGCAGUUCGAUUCUCCUCGAAGGCUGCUAUGACGACGACUCUCAUCAUGCCAUUCCAGGAUGGGCACUCGAGAAUGGUGUUUUGUCUCAUCUCCUCCUGAUCUUUCGAGCUGUUAAUAUUGCUCUGGUCCUCGCAUCCAUGCUGCCUUUGGAGACACAAGGUGUCUGA
Messenger RNA from Uncinocarpus reesii 1704, 339 nucleotides. RefSeq lists its product as uncharacterized. The coding region runs from base 1 to 339 and encodes 112 amino acids. The record is from RefSeq and is a predicted model, not a curated record. The transcript has a single exon. NCBI's taxonomy places the organism in Eukaryota, Fungi, Ascomycota, Eurotiomycetes, Onygenales, Onygenaceae.